This is a messenger RNA of Dictyostelium discoideum AX4, 264 nucleotides long. RefSeq lists its product as hypothetical. The transcript has a single exon. Lineage: Eukaryota; Evosea; Eumycetozoa; Dictyosteliales; Dictyosteliaceae. The coding region runs from base 1 to 264 and encodes 87 amino acids. The record is from RefSeq and is a predicted model, not a curated record.
AUGGUUAAUAAUAAUAAAAGAAAAGAGAUUGAAAAUCAAGAAAAUGAUAAUGAUGAUGAUAAUGAUGGUUUAUUAACAUACAAAAAGUUUAAAGAAGAUAUUAAUUAUGAUUCAAUAAGAAGCAAAGAAUUACAAACAAUUGCAAACUCAUUAGGUUUACCAAUUAUUGGGAAAAAACAAGAAAUUUAUAAAAGAGUUGAAGGUUAUUUUUUAUCAAAAAAAUUUAAAAAUGAUUUAACAAAUAGUACAACCAAUCAACCUUAA